GCCGGGCAGCGGGGCUGGUGCGCCAGCUGGGUGCGAGCGGACUGAGCACCGAGGCUUUCGCGGAGAUAAUGGAGGGCGAGCCGCAGCCUAAGGAGCGACCCGACGGCCAUGGAGGCUGAAGAGACGAUGGAAUGCCUUCAGGAGUUCCCUGAACAUCAUAAAAUGAUCCUGGACCGAUUGAAUGAACAGCGAGAGCAGGACCGGUUUACUGACAUCACCCUGAUUGUCGACGGGCACCAUUUUAAGGCCCACAAGGCUGUUUUGGCUGCUUGCAGUAAGUUCUUCUACAAAUUCUUUCAGGAAUUUACUCAGGAACCUUUGGUGGAGAUAGAAGGUGUCAGUAAGAUGGCCUUUCGUCAUUUAAUUGAGUUCACGUAUACAGCGAAGUUAAUGAUACAAGGAGAAGAAGAAGCCAAUGAUGUGUGGAAAGCAGCAGAAUUUCUACAAAUGCUAGAAGCCAUCAAAGCCCUUGAAGUCAGGAACAAAGAAAAUGCAGCUCCACUUGAGGAAAAUAACGCAGGAAAAAAUGAGGCAAAAAAAAGAAAGAUUGCAGAAACUUCCAAUGUUAUCACUGAGUCAUUGCCAUCUGCAGAAUCAGAACCUGUUGAAAUUGAGGUGGAGAUUGCCGAAGGCACAAUUGAAGUGGAAGAGGAAGGCCUCGAAACGUUAGAGGAAGUGGCUUCUUCCAAGCAGUCCAUAAAGUACAUUCAGAGCACAGGUUCCUCUGAUGAUUCUGCUUUAGCUCUGUUGGCGGAUAUUACCAGCAAAUACCGUCAAGGUGAUAGAAAAGGGCAGAUUAAAGAAGAAGAUGGCUGUGCAGCAGACCCCACAAGCAAACAGGUAGAAGGUAUUGAAAUUGUGGAACUUCAGCUGUCACAUGUGAAGGACUUGUUCCAUUGUGAGAAAUGUAACCGUUCAUUUAAAUUGUUUUACCAUUUUAAGGAGCACAUGAAAUCACACUCCACUGAGAGUUUCAAGUGUGAAAUAUGCAAUAAAAGGUAUCUUCGGGAGAGCGCCUGGAAACAGCACCUCAAUUGUUACCACCUUGAAGAAGGUGGAGUCAGUAAGAAGCAAAGAACUGGAAAAAAAAUUCACAUAUGUCAGUACUGUGAGAAACAGUUUGACCACUUUGGACAUUUUAAAGAGCAUCUUCGAAAACAUACAGGUGAAAAACCCUUUGAAUGUCCAAAUUGUCAUGAACGAUUUGCUAGAAAUAGCACACUCAAAUGUCACCUGACAGCAUGCCAAACUGGAGUGGGGGCAAAAAAGGGAAGAAAGAAGCUUUAUGAAUGCCAGGUCUGUAACAGUGUGUUCAACAGCUGGGACCAGUUCAAAGAUCACUUAGUAAUUCACACUGGAGAUAAACCCAACCAUUGUACUCUAUGUGAUUUGUGGUUUAUGCAAGGAAAUGAAUUAAGGAGGCACCUAAGUGAUACUCACAAUAUUUCAGAGCGUCUAAUAACUGAAGAAGUUCUUUCAGUAGAAACACGUGUGCAAACUGAACCUGUAACAUCAAUGACGAUUAUAGAACAAGUUGGGAAGGUACAUGUACUACCAUUGCUUCAGGUCCAGGUGGAUUCAGCACAAGUGACUGUGGAACAGGUUCAUCCAGAUCUCCUCCAGGACAGCCAAGUACAUGAGUCACAUAUGAGUGAGCUUCCAGAGCAGGUCCAGGUGAGUUAUCUAGAAGUGGGUCGAAUUCAGACUGAAGAAGGUACGGAAGUACAUGUAGAGGAGCUGCAUGUUGAACGGGUAAAUCAGAUGCCAAUGGAAGUACAAACUGAGCUUCUAGAAGCAGACUUGGAUCAAGUGACCCCUGAAAUCAUGAACCAGGAGGAGAGAAAGCCUUGCCAAGCAGAUACUGCUGAGGAUACCAGGGAAGAUCACGAAGAUGCUGAGGGUAUACAGACCAAACCAACAGUGGAUUCUCAAGCUGAAAAGGCAGGGAAUGAGGACAGAACAGCGAUGCCAGUUUUAGAAUGAAAUAACAAAUGAAUAUAUUUUUUAAUUUACAUGUUGGAUUUUUCAACUGAUAUGGGCAGUGUGACUGUCCUUGUUGACAGACAAGUGGACCAAAGUUAACUAUUUCCUGUUGUGCUGACUGUUUCUAUUGAAACAUACUGGUUUCUACCCCACGUAAUGCUACAGAGGAGGGAACUUUCCCAUAAAUGAAUGGGAAACUUUGAGAAGUAUAUAUCUGGAAGCAUAAAUGCAUUAUAUUCUUAUUACAUAGUUGGGUACGAAUGUAUCUAUAUUCAUUGUGGUAAGGGUUCUCCUUUCUCUUUCCCAGGUCAUGUUCUUCCUCAAAUUUUUUUCCCUAUUGUAAAAUCAUUAGAAUACAAGUUUAUGUAUUCUAAUGCAUGUUAGAAAAUUGAAUAUAUAGGAAACAAGGCUGCAUGAAGAAAAGUGCAUUGUUACUGUGCAGUUAAAUUUUGGCUUCUGGCUUCCUUUAGUUUGAAUAAUAUUCUUGUCUACCCCAGUAGUCACAGAUGCCAUCUCUGCAACAGGAACAGAGUGGUGGUGGCAAAAUUUCUAGAAUGUAAAAAAAAACCACACCCACGUGCCUUUUCAAAACAAACUAAGCUUCUGCAAAGCAUCUCUGGUUCUUUCAAAGUUUGUGUGAUAAGGAGCAAUGUAGAUGAUGCUGUAGUGUUUUAUAUUUUUGCUUAUAAAUGUCAACCACCGAUUCUUUUUCAUUUAAGUUAGGUUGAGAAAUUUCAUUUAAUGGCAGCUGAAAGGGCCGUUUUCAAUUGGGAAAAUUCAUUUACAUCUGUGGUAAACUUUAUUUUGA
Messenger RNA from Trichechus manatus latirostris (Florida manatee), 2791 nucleotides. It is a transcript of the gene ZBTB35, whose product is annotated as zinc finger protein 131. Gene Ontology annotation, biological process: regulation of transcription by RNA polymerase II. NCBI's taxonomy places the organism in Eukaryota, Metazoa, Chordata, Mammalia, Sirenia, Trichechidae. The transcript has 7 exons. The record is from RefSeq and is a predicted model, not a curated record. Gene Ontology annotation, cellular component: nucleoplasm; nucleus. Gene Ontology annotation, molecular function: DNA-binding transcription repressor activity, RNA polymerase II-specific; protein binding; RNA polymerase II cis-regulatory region sequence-specific DNA binding. Bases 109 to 1983 code for a protein of 624 amino acids.